CGACGAGCACAGUCGCGAGGGUGACUAGCGGCCAAGGCGGCAGCGGCCCCUGCGCUUUGCGGUCCCCCAGUCCACGCCGCCUCCGGAUCUGCUCCUAGCCGGGACACCCUGUGACGAGUUCAACUGUGGACCCCGAGAACUGGGGAGCUCUGGAGGGCGGACGGGCGGGCAAUGUGGGGGAGCCCCUGUCCCGGAGGGCAGGGCGCUUCUCAGGAGCUGAGCGGGCCAGCAGUUCUCGCAGUGUCGAGCUGCUCCUCUGGCGCGUAGGAGCGCUCGGUGUCUUCCCGACCGCUGGGCACGCCGCCAAAGAGAGCAGCCGGGAGUCCCUGUCGCUGGCCCGGCGCGGUGUGCGCUCUGGUUCCCACCUUACCCUGCAAACCCGGGGGUCCUGGGCGGAUGGAGCCGGCUAUUCUGGGGCUCCCAGGAUUCUGCCUGCCCCGCGGCACGGCGCAGAGAUGGGGACUUGGGGGAAACUGCAGACCUUCCUCCCGACGCAUGAGUGUGGCAUUUGGGGUUCGGAUUCUCCCAAGGCCAGAGUCCGGGUUAGGGUUCUUGAAGCUGCCCAGCUGCCAUUCUUGAGCGUCGCCUUAGAAGUAUGCCCCAGUAAGGACUGGUGUGGGAAGCAGGUGCCUUAAAGUUGAUUUUGACCCUGCAUGUGGUGGGCCUCGGUUUCGCCUCUGCUUGAAAGAGGCCAGUCCCGGUACCCCGGGCUGGGUCCUGCUCUGCUGUCCCUGGGCUCAUGGCCCCUUCCUGUCUCAGGCUUGCUCUGCCCUUUGCCUGGGGUUGGUGUCGAGGACCCUGUGCAAGACUCGGCCUGUUUUUCUUUUCUCCCCGAUGGACAGACCCAAACAUAGCCGUGCAGCAUCGUGAAGGGCUGGGGUUUUCGCGUCUGUGGCCCUGGAAGGGCGCGGUUUCCCCAGGAGGUAAAGGAAUGCUCCUGUCCCCCUGGGGGAAAGAAGGUGAAAACGAAAGCGCCCUGGCUGCUCCAGGGCUGGGGUUUUUGCGUCUGUGGCUCUGGAAGGGCGCGGCUUCCCCAGGAGGUAAAGGAAUGCUCCUGUCCCCCUGGGGGAAAGAAAGUGAAAACGAAAGCGCCCUGGCUGCUCCUGGUGUGGUCCCAUUUAAAACGAGGUUGCUGAAGGCUAGGACGCGUGCUACCCGGAUGUGUGCCCAGAGACCCUGCAGCCAAGAGCAGCCGCCUGGACCACCAACCUCCCCUUCAUCCAGCUGGCCCAGCCCAGAGCCCAGGCCCACGUCUGGUGGAUUGUGUCUUAUGAGAGGCCAGGCAGGGGCUAACUUCUCUCGGUUCUCAGAAGGUCGAGCCCUCUAUUAGCAUCUCCUGGAACAGUGGGCAGAGGGCAAGGUGGUGACUCUGUUCAGUCCUUAGGAUGGCUGGAAGCCAGAAGAAGGAGAUUAAGCGGCCAGAGCAGGAAGUGCAUUUCCAGGAAAGCGGCUGCUGGGGCAGCAUGGGAGCCCAGUCCAGGGAGCGUUCUGGCAGAGACCAUUCUGGAACGUGGAUCUGUGCUGGCGGCUCCCAGGAGACCUUCCAUCUUGGAGCUCCUGUGGAGACCACGUGCCUGGCAGGUUCUUACAGUUGUGGGUUGUGUGGCUUCUUGCCAGGCAGCUGACUGGGGUUUGCGACUGUGGGUUGGUGAGAGUGGAGAACACAGAAUGUUGUUUGCUGGAAUGCUUCUCUCUGCCCACAGGAAGACACCUUUGGCACGUGUAUUCUGGUCAGGGCAAAGUCAGGUUCUGUGAUUUCAACCCCAAGAUUGUAGGAGCCAUGAGGCCUGGGCCACAAUUUUCUCCCUUGGUUGUGCUCCAUGGAAGGUGGCUUUGGUGUCCGCUCUGCCAUUGGUCUCUCCCCAGGCAGGCAGGCAUCCUGUGCCCCCACCUUGUCUCCAAUGGUGGUGUGGCUGUGCUUCUGCAAGGCCCGCAUCCACUCACUGUCUGCCCUUUGCACUCUCUGGCUGGCCAGGGCCCCCGUAGUCUGCUCAUUGUGCCCUCACGCUUGGGCAGAGCCGAACUCGGGACCCAGGAAGAGCAGAGUGUUGGCCCGCCCAGAGUUCUUGGCAAUUGGUGUAUCAUGUGUGCCUCGUGCCCUGUGCUGGGUGAGAGUGGGCACAACUGUGCAGACAAUGCCCUUGGCAAGGCCAGAGCCUGGAACCCUGCCUGGCAGCAGCUGGGCAAACUGGUGUCUUCUGCCUGUGGGCCCAGCCUCACCUCAGUAGCUUAGCGCUCCCCCAGGAGGGAGGAAGGGAGGCCUGGAAGCCUGGGCUUGGUGGGGUAAGAGUGGUGCAGGGGCAACACCUGUGGAGGAAGCAGGCAGGGUUGGGUCCCACCAGCGUCUGCUGUCUGCUCUGUGCUGGGUUGCAUCUGUUGGUGUCUGAUAGUUGUCAGGGCUCUGUGGUGAAGAGACACACCUGCCGCUCACUGCUUGCGAGGAAAGGGGGAGAUCCCCAACCCAGGAGCCAGAGAUGGGACUCCAGCUCCCACAUUCCCAGGAGUUGGAAGUGAAGCAUGAGCUCCCCAAUUCCUGGGAGUCGGGGAUGGGGUGUGGUGUCGAGGAGGGGAUGGAGGAGACCAGUGUCUUGUGGUGGUUUGGUGGGAUCCUCAGAAGGCGUGGCUCUCCCCUUUCUGAGGACACACAAACUCCCAGAGUUUCUGGCGAUUGAUGUGCCACGUGUGCCUUGUGCCCUGUGCUGGGCAAGUGUAGGCACAGCUGUGCAGACGACACCCUUGGCGAGGCUGGAGCCUGGACCCCUGCCUGGCAGCAGCUGGGCGAACUGGUAUCUUCUGCCUGUGGGUCCAGCCUCACCUUGGUAGCUUAGUGCUCCCUCAGGAGGAAGGAGGGGAGGCCUGAUCAGUGGAGGUCACCGCUGUGUUUCCUUCCGUGUAGAUUUGUAGUCAUGUAGCAUCUAGGUUCAGACCCGAAAAGCUUGGAGCCAGGGGCUAGGGGAAACAGGGCAGGACCAGCCUCGGGGUAGCCCUGUCGGACCCACCAGUGCCAUGCUGGCUGUGGGUUGGCAGGGCGGAGUGACCUUAAGAAGGGCCAGCUCUGGAGCAACAGGGCAGAAGCUCACAUGGGGUCCAGCCCACAGGACCGUCUGAGUAGUGCUCCCAUAUCAGGUCCUUUGAAGCGCAUGAUCUAGCUUAACUUUUUCUCCUUCAUAUUGGAAAAGUCACCAUAAGAUCGUCAAGUCUUAAUUUCUGUUAUCUUGAUGCUUCAAGUAGGUGUGUAGCUAUUGCUGGAUGUGUCCUGAGAACUGCACCCCUUCCACCCUGGCGAGAAGCAGGGGCUCCAGAAAUUCAUGCAAGCGGCAUGGCUCAUUGAUUGUGGGAGACUCUGGGGGGCUUCUAGCUAGUGCAUUAGGGGAACCAGGCUGUGGGGGUUGAAGGGCUCACUGACUGGGAGAAGCUGAAUGGAUGAAGAACCCUGGCCACUGUGGUGCGUGCUGAUGGUUGGCUGGCACAUAGAGGAGGUGGCAGGGCUGGAGAGGCCUGAGCUAAGCGCAGGAGCAAGUUCUGUGGGUGGGAGAGCCAGGAGGGCACGGAGGGCAUGCUGAGCUGAAAACGACAUGUGCUUGUGACAAAAAGCCCAGAAGAGGCAGUAAGGAGGGAGGAGUGUAUCCCUUACGGAGAGUACAUGGACUUCUGGGUGGGUGCCCUGCAGUUCCCUUCCUCCUGAGUCUUUUUAACUGGGGGUCUGGUGUGUUUGUGAUCAGUGACAUGUAUGCCUGUGCAUGUGUGCCUGUGUGGGUACACAUGUGUGGUGUGUGUGCAUUUGCGUGCGUGUGUGUGCUGCGUGUGCAUGCAUGUGUGUGUGUUUGUGGUAGGUUUGUGCACACAUCCUGCAUACCUUUGUGCCUGGGAGUGGCAUGUGUGUGGUGGGUGUCCCUGUGCAUGAUGGAGUUGCAGCCGUGGUGCAUUUGUGAGAUUACCUCGGUGGCCUAAAUUGGGGAUUAGGAGGGCAUCCUCAGGUCCUUCCCACUGUCUGCUCGUCUGCCCACAGGCGGCUGUGCCCCAAACAGGAGGAGACCAUCCACGCCUCACCUGAGUUGUGUCCAAGGUUUGCGCGUCGCCAGGGGUCUGUCCACUUCCCUCUGCCCUGGUCCCUGAACACAGCUGCAGUGCAUGGCCCCACUCCUCAGCUCUGCUCUCCACCCCAACUUGAAGAUGCUGCCCUGGCCCUGUGUGCAGCUCACGUGGCCUGGGAGGUCAGGGCAGGUGCAGGUCUUGGGACAGGAGCUGGAGCUGUCUUUUCCUUCCUGCACAACCGCAGAGCAGGUGGACAGGGCUGCUUCCCUGCAAGGGCCGAAGGCCAGGCCCCCUGGGGAUUUAUUCCUGGCUUAGAAGGGCGGGGCCAGAAGCAGGCGUGGUGGGGAUUAGGGACUCAGCACCCUCAGCUCUCAGUCCAGCAGACAGACCCGCCCCAGGCUGGCCACAGAGGCCGCAUCCCAACAAACAGGCAUGUCGGGCCCCAGGCCUGUGGUGCUGAGCGGGCCUUCGGGAGCUGGGAAGAGCACCCUGCUGAAGAGGCUGCUCCAGGAGCACAGCGGCAUCUUUGGCUUCAGCGUGUCCCAUACCACAAGGAACCCGAGGCCUGGCGAGGAGAACGGCAAAGAUUACUACUUUGUAACCAGGGAGGUGAUGCAGCGUGACAUAGCAGCCGGUGACUUCAUUGAGCAUGCCGAGUUCUCAGGGAACCUGUAUGGCACGAGCAAGGCGGCGGUGCAGGCUGUGCAGGCCAUGAACCGCAUCUGCGUGCUGGACGUGGACCUGCAGGGUGUGCGGAACAUCAAGGCCACCGAUCUGCGGCCCAUCUACAUCUCUGUGCAGCCGCCCUCACUGCAUGUGCUGGAGCAGCGGCUGCGGCAGCGCAACACUGAAACGGAGGAGAGCCUGGCGAAGCGGCUGGCUGCUGCCCGGGCCGACAUGGAGAGCAGUGAGUGUGCCGUGGGACCACCAGGACAUGCCAGGAGGGUUCUGAGACCUUUGGCACCAGGGACCCUGUGGGUCCCCAGACCUCCUGACACCUGGAGUCCCUGCAAGGAGCCCGGCCUUUUUGAUGUGGUCAUCAUCAACGACAGUCUGGACCAGGCCUACGCAGAGCUGAAGGAGGCGCUUUCUGAGGAAAUCAAGAAAGCUCAAAGGACCAGCGCCUGAGGCUUGCUGUCUAUUCUUGGCACCCCAGGCCCAUACAGGACCAGGGCAGCAGCACUGAGCCGCCCCCUUGGCAGGUGAUAAUGGCAGCUCUGCGCCCUUGGCCAGCACAUGGAGUGGAGGGGAUGCUGCCCCUGUGGUUGGAACAUCCUGGGGUGACCCCUGACCCAGCCCCACCGGGCUGUCCCCUGUCCCUAUCUCUCAUGUUGGACCCGGGGUUGACAUCCUAAUAAAAUAACUGUUGGAUUAGAAAGUCCA
This is a messenger RNA of Piliocolobus tephrosceles (Ugandan red Colobus), 5418 nucleotides long. It is a transcript of the gene GUK1, whose product is annotated as guanylate kinase 1. Gene Ontology annotation, molecular function: GMP kinase activity. Gene Ontology annotation, biological process: purine nucleotide metabolic process. NCBI's taxonomy places the organism in Eukaryota, Metazoa, Chordata, Mammalia, Primates, Cercopithecidae. The record is from RefSeq and is a predicted model, not a curated record. The transcript is spliced from 8 exons. Gene Ontology annotation, cellular component: cytosol. Bases 4468 to 5163 code for a protein of 231 amino acids.